Arabis nemorensis is the source of this 1332-nucleotide messenger RNA. Lineage: Eukaryota; Viridiplantae; Streptophyta; Magnoliopsida; Brassicales; Brassicaceae. The record is from the annotation of a GenBank genome assembly.
AUGUCGCUGCCGGAUUCUCUCCCGUCGUCUUCCUCUUCCCCUCCGGUGAUCCGCGAAGAAUCAGGGUAUAGUCAUUUCGAACACAGACGCGAUAGCGGUUUUGAUCAUCGUGAUCGACCUCCAUGGAAUCGCUCUGAGUACGAUUACCGCCAUGGGAGCAUUGUUGCGUCGGAGAACACGAGGAACAAUUCGAAUUCGGAAGAUCCUUGGUCUUGCGUUGUCGUCGUCGCUACCUUCUGUGUCUUCGUGUCGAUGACUUUGAUUCUGGGGCUUUAUGGAACAACGAAUGUAUGGUUGGGACCAAAUUCAUCGUUUCUUAUCAAGCCAACUUCAGUGUUCGUCCAAACUGUGAUUGUGGAAGAAUUAGGGAACAAGGGAUCUGGUAUGAUGCUGUACGGUUUGAACGAAGCACCACAGCUGGAUGUUCUUGCUAAUUGGUCCGAAGUGCACUAUUUAGCUGUGCCAAAUGAUUCUUACAAGUAUUGGAUACAGUAUUUGAACAAGGGGUCACGUCUAAAAGUUUCAUACAAUGUUGAAUCUGUGGGCUCUUCCCUCUAUCUUGUGAUAGCCCAAGGUGUGGAUGGGCUCUCUGAGUGGGUACAAGACCCUGCGCGUCCAGACACUACAUUGUCAUGGCAUAUAAUCUCGGAUAGUGGUUACAUUGAGCAGGACAUAACUAAGUCGUCGAGUUAUUAUGUUGCAGUUGGCAAUGUAUACCUGAAUCAAGUGAUGGCUACAAUCGACAUUCAAGUUGAGGCGGUAUUGUAUGAUACUACAAAUGCUUAUUACAAUUGCACUUUCUCCAAGGACAAGUGCACUCUAAGUGUUCCAUUAUUUGGAACUAAUGCUGCUGUACUAACCUCACCAGGCCCAAAGCUGAACAAUUCUAAGAAUGAGUUCUGCGCAAAGCUCUCUUACGAGCCAAGGUGGAUCGCAUACAUAAUUUGCAUGGGUGUAGUGACAGUACUCUUGUUAAUUGUCUCUAGUCUCUUUAAUAAAAGACAACCAGUCUCUGAAGACGAGACCAUUGAUGAAAAUGAUGAUGUAGCUCCUCUUAUUCCAGGCAAAGACGAUGAUAACUCGAGCUGGUGCUCGUCCUACAGUUCUAUCUUGACAAGUACUGAGGAAUUGGAAGGUGGACACGGUGAAGCCUACAGUAGUACAAGAUUCCUCUGUGCUAUUUGCUGUGAUGCGCCUAGAGACUGUUUCUUCCUCUCUUGUGGACACUGCGUCGCUUGCUUCCAAUGUGGGACACGGAUAACUGAAACGACGGGAUUAUGUCCGGUAUGUCGUAGGAAGAUCAGGAAGGUGAAGAGGAUCUUUAACGUCUAA